GAUGACUUCAGCUAUGACCGGUUUGUGCUGUGCAGUUGAGCCAUGUCGUCGGUGAUCGACUUUGUCUCUGAGAGCCUGAAGAGGAACCCACUGCCGCGGAGCGCCCCGUUCCGGGAAGAGCUUCCCAGCGGUUGGAAACGCGUGGAGUCCCGCACCAAGCCGGGCACCUUUUACUACGCUCAUCCAGCAACGAAUCGCACACAGGUGCAGCCGCCCACAGGCACCAAGCAGCUGGACGCUGAGGCACCCGCGCAGGAGGCCAAGAUGGCGCAAGUGGAGCCGGACAAGGACACGGAGAGGAAGCGGAAGUUCAAGCAGGUGGAGGAGGAGGCCGAAGCGGAGCAGGAGAUGGUAGAAGAAGAGCUCAAGCGCAUCAAAGCCGCCAAGAAGGCCAAGGAGCUGGAGGCGAAGAAGCGCGCGGAGGAGCAGGCGCGCCGGGAGAAGGAGCGGAAGGAGCGGGAGGCGCAGCUCGAGAAGGAGCGGCUGCAGCGGGAGGCGGAGGAGCGCAAGCGGCAGCAAGAGCUGGAAGCGCUGGCCGAGGAGAAGCGCAGGAAGGAGGCGGAGGCCCGCCACAAGGAGCACGAAGCUCAAAGGCGGAAGGCCAUGGUCUUCGAGCAGCACUCCAUCCUGCAGCGCAAGCUGGCGGAGGAUGCGCGGAAGAAGCAGGCUGAGGAGGAGGAGGAGAAGCGCAAGAGGGCGGCGGAGGAGAAGGAGCAGCAGAAGACGCAGAAGACCCAGCCCAAGGAUCCCAAGGAUUCCAAGGAUCCGAAGGAUCAGAAGAAGACGGAAGAAGAUGAGGCAGCGCGGAAGGCGAGAGCAGAGAAGCUAGAUGCCAAGAUCUGGAAGCAGCGAAUUCCAGAUCCAAGCGAGCCCAUCACCACCGCCUGCUUCGAAGUCUACAAGAUGGGCAAGCACCAGCGAACCCAUCUCUUCAGCGGAGACAAAUCCAGCUGGAUCAUAGGUCGCGGGCCUGCUGGCGUGGACGUCGUCAUAAGCAACGCUCGUAUCUCACGGAAGCACGCCGAAGUGACCAGCCAGGGUCCGCUGAUGUUUCUGAAUGACAUGGGCUCGACCUAUGGCAGCGCCAUGAACGGGGAGAAGAUCGAGGCAAAAUCCCCGGUGGAGUUGACCAACGGUGCAAGGUUCCGCUUCGGCGGGCUGCCGGAGCUCUACGUCUACCGGGAGCCGGCGGAGGAGGAGGAGGAGCCCUCCUCCCCCCCGGUGGAGGCAGAGGUCUCGGGCAUGGCCAUGGCUGAGGACUUCGCAGACUUGCCGCCCCCUCAGUCGGAGCCCUUGCCGCCGCCCACGCCGGCCCCGGCGCCGGAGAUCGAUGCGGAGGCGGCGGCGGCGGCCUGCGCGGCGCAGCAGGCGCAGGCGGCGGAGGAGGACGAAGCGCGGGUUCGGCGCAUCCAGCAGAAGCGGCAGGAGCGGCGGGCUGCGGAGGCGGCUGAAAAGGUGCAGAUGGCCGCCAAAAAGGAGGAGGAGCGGAAGAAGAAGGAGGAGGAGCGGAAGAAGAAGCAGGAGCGAAAUCAGAAGAAGCGAGCCCUGAAAGAGGCGAAGGCCGCCCAGAAGGCGGCGCGCGCCAAGCCGGCCAAGGAGGGAGGCGCUGACGCGCCUGAUCCGGAGCUUGCGGCGGGCGAUGCCACGCCCCCGGAUGCCCCGCUGCCGGAUGCUGGCAGCGCCUCGCCGCCGGAGGAGGAGCCCACGGGCCUCGAGGAGAUGGAGGCCAAGGCUGCGGUGGACUUCUUCUAGGCGUAGAGGCGGUGCCGUGCCGCGGAAAA
Molecule: messenger RNA, 1781 nt
Organism: Effrenium voratum
Lineage: Eukaryota; Dinophyceae; Suessiales; Symbiodiniaceae
Source: the annotation of a GenBank genome assembly